AGUGCCGAUAUACAGCCUACGUUUAAUUUCUGGUUCUUUGGGAACCCUACCGGUUUUACAGGGCUGCUGCUGGUGGUCGUGAUCUGUGUUGUGUACGCCACCUAGACGGUCCGCAGACUCAUCUUCAACGCCUUCUGGCUCUCUCACAAGCUUAUCGUGAUAAUGUACGUUCUCACGAUCCUGCACGGUGCCUCGAUGAUUGUCCAGAAGCCGACGUUCUACGUGUACUUCGUGGGCCCCGCUAUCUUGUUCACCAUCGACAAGAUGUUCAGCCUCUCUCGGAAACGGAUGGAGAUGUCCAUCGUGAGAGCCGAGAAUCUCGCGUCAGACGUUACCAUCAUCGAAUUCAAGAGACCGCCCAGGUUCGACUCCAAGUCCGGCCAGUGGGUGCGGAUAGCGUGCCUGCCCCUGGGCUCCAACGAGUACCACCCAUUUACCUUGACCUCUGCACCCCACGAGGACACCCUGUCGGUCCACAUCCGGGCAGUCGGGCCCUGGGCUAUCGCCCUUCGGAACACCUUUGACCAAGAGUAUUCGAAGGAGGCGAAUUACCCGAAGCUCUUUCUUGACGGCCCGUAUGGCGCGGCAGCAGGAGUGGUACACGCACGACGUGUCCGUGCUGGUCGGGGCCGGUAUAGGGGUCACACCGUACGCCUCAAUACUAAAGGACUUCGUGCACAUGACCUCCAUCAAAAACACCUACAAGGUGUCAGAAGUUAUUUUUCAUCUGGGGUCACCGAAAGUCAACGUCACUUCGAGUGGCUGCUCGGCAUCCUGAAGGAAGUGGAGGCGAUAGACACGAAGGGAAUGGUCUCCAUUGACAUAUUCAUCACGCAGUUUUUCCAGAAUUUCGACCUUCGCACCGCCAUGUUGUAUAUCUGCGAGGAGCAUUGCCAAGAACUGUCUGGCGGGAAGAGCGUGUUCACCAGCCUGAAAGCCAACACGCACUUCGGUCGCCCCCACCUGAGCAGCAUGUUCAAAACCCUGCCUCGUACACACCCUAUGGUACGUAAAGUGGGUGUGUUUUCAUGUGGCCCACCUGGUGUCACUAAAAGCGUCGAACGCGCAUGCGUAGAAAGCAGCAGAAGUACAAAGGCCUUGUUCGAACAUCAUUUUGAAAACUUUUGAGUCUUUGAAGUUUUAUUUAAAGUGUUAACGGUGACUUUAAGACGACAUUUUCUACAUUCGGACUUUUGAAACUUUUACCACCUUUUGGUUGUCAAUAUAAUCGUAUAAUGAUUAGUAGAUAAAUACAUGUAUCGUUAUUGUGCGUGAAAUUUUAUACGUGCAGUAAAAAUAAGUCGUGACCCGUUUAAGAAAGUAUUAAGAGUUAUGUGUUUUUUUCAAAAUGAUCAUAUGGCAUAUCUUAACAGGAAAAAUGUUAUUAAUUCAAUAUAAUAUUUUGUCAAUUUGUUUCGAUGCUUUUAUGU
This is a messenger RNA of Dreissena polymorpha, 1430 nucleotides long. Its product is annotated as dual oxidase 2-like. Lineage: Eukaryota; Metazoa; Mollusca; Bivalvia; Myida; Dreissenidae. Gene Ontology annotation, cellular component: NADPH oxidase complex; plasma membrane. Gene Ontology annotation, biological process: defense response; superoxide anion generation. The transcript is spliced from 8 exons. Bases 163 to 1128 code for a protein of 321 amino acids. The record is from RefSeq and is a predicted model, not a curated record. Gene Ontology annotation, molecular function: superoxide-generating NAD(P)H oxidase activity.